Molecule: messenger RNA, 2775 nt
Organism: Dissoconium aciculare CBS 342.82
Lineage: Eukaryota; Fungi; Ascomycota; Dothideomycetes; Mycosphaerellales; Dissoconiaceae
Product: histidine kinase
Exons: 1
Biological process (GO): protein autophosphorylation; phosphorelay signal transduction system
Molecular function (GO): histidine phosphotransfer kinase activity; phosphorelay sensor kinase activity
Source: RefSeq, a predicted model, not a curated record
GCAGAUGUUCCGAGCAGGCAGACGAUAUGUUUCCCACAUCAUGGCACUCAAGGUGUUCUGCAACAUGGCGAUACCGGAUUUUCCAAAGAAACUAGCCGACUCUACUCCGACUCGGAAAGCAAGGUUUUGGAGGAUCUCAUUGCGCUCAAAACGACUCUCAGCCAGGCCACGGACGAUGAUUUCUUCUCCAUCGUGACCGAGGGCAUGUCGAAGAUGCUAGGCGCGGAAAUUUGUUUCGUCAUGAAGAGAGUUCUCAUUGAUGAUCAACAUACCGCGGUGGAAAUGCCGCCCCUGGGAGAGCCGGGGUCCUGCUUGAUGGCUGCCGCGUUACACUAUUGUACCAGCACUGACGGCACAGGCUCUCGCAACACUGUCACGUCAACCAAAUAUGCUGCAUGGGAUUGCCCGUGCGCGUAUAUGAAACAUGAUAAGAUCUUUCUCAUCCCGGACCGCCUGGGAGAAUUCAUCACGAAAAACCCCAACACCCUGCCCUACCCGUGCGAGUCUUACAUGGCCCUGCCACUGAAAUCGGAAGGAAAGUGCUUCGCCCAUUUCGGUGCCAUGUGGUCACCAGAGGCCGCCAGAGCGAGGAAGCUCCGGUGGGCGACAGUGGAAUUGAUAAUGCAUUCGCUAGAGGACAUGAUACUCGCCCGACUGCUCAAAGGCCCUAGCUUCGUGAAGGAAUCCACCAAAGUCUUGGACCGGAGUCGCAUCAUUCCUCACGAGGCCGUCUCCGCUGCACAGUCCCUCCGGCCGUACGCCGGCAGCCUUUCACACGAAUUGCGGACCCCGAUGCAGGGAGUUGUGGGCAUGUUAGAUGUCAUGUAUGCUACUGUCCAAGAAGCAGGCGGUAGUCAGAUGGACCCCAGCCUUCAGAGGGUGUUCGCGACGCUCAAAGAGAACAUAGAGGCUGUUCAGGACAGUUCGCGUCGGGUAGUCGAGGCUGCCGACAAUGUCGUCCACGCGUACGAUAUGGAUAUGAGCGUACCCGAUGGCCCUGUUGAGCUACUGGACGAUUCGAUCGACUCCGCUGUUCCCAUUUCUGCUGUCUCGGAGAAGAGACCCGAAAUCCUUGUUGCGGGCAGCGACUUGCCACUGACGAGACCGAAUAAGCGCCGCCAAGAAGACUACGCCUCGCGUAGUAUGGAUGCGCAGGGGUCGAACAAGGUCCCGAAGCUCAUGCGAAGCGCAUCGACCUGCCAGUGCUCCGAGAGCAAGCGAUCAUCAAUGAGUGAUGGCAUUCCUACCGAGGUUUCUUCUGCCUCGGAUUUGAAGGGCGCACUAAACGUGGACAAUUCGCCGCCCAAACUUGCAAUCCCUCACACAUCCAGCCGAACCAUCGCACCCGGCCUCCGUCAUUCGGACCUGAGGGAACUCAUUCAACACAUCAUCGACGAAAGCUUAAAGGUCGGCGGUCGACCCGACUCCGCUGUUGCUGUAGAGACCGCUCAAGGAGCAGAAAUCGAAGUGCGGGUACGGAAGUCAGACGGCACGAUUGGCACCAAGAUCAUCGAAUGGAGUGUCGACGACAAUGUCCCAGAUACCCUGUUCAUCGACGAGAUGGACCUCAGCAAACUCAUCUCGCGCGUCUUCCUCAAUGCGAUCAAGUUCACCGACACUCUUGCUGCCAGGAUCCGGAUCCAUGCCAGAAUGAGCAACCGGGGACGAUACAUCUCCAUCAAAAUCACAGACAACGGCCCCGGCAUUCCUGAAGCUUUUCUCCCUCGGCUGUUCAAGGCGUUUUCACAGGAAGAUCCGUCUCUUACGCGCUCAAGUGAAGGACUCGGUUUGGGGUUGAUGGUCGCUAAAGGAAUCGCACGGAAGCUAGGCGGCGACCUCACCUGCAACCGCACUGAGACCGAGGGACCAGAUCGCGGUACACAAUUUGAGAUCAAGGUUCCAUUGCAUGCCGGUGAGACCCUCAGCAGGCCAUCCUCGCCAUUUGGAUCACCACAUCCCCAAAAGGCGCAGCUUGCGAGUAUCGAUCAAUUCGAGAAUCUUCCGGCCACAUCACUCCCGACCAGUGCGGCGCACUACAAGUGGACGAAGGCUCUUCAGGAGACCGUCGGACAUGAUUCCAAUGAUGCUGUCCUUCCCCCUAAGCAGCGGUCAGCAAUGUUGACAGUGCCAUCGACUCCACCAUCGCCACGGAGCCUCGACGAUGAGGUAGAACAUGUCCAUGCUCUUCCGCCCCCUACAAGCGAUGCUAUUGCCGCACCGACACUUCCAUCGUCGCCACCUCUUGAGGCGACCAAGCCUUUAAAAUUCUUCUCUCAAACGAAGCGUGAGACUGGCGCUUCCAAGAACAUAGAUUUUGAUCGAGAUCUGGCCAAAAAGUACCCUCUCAAUUUUCUCGUGGCCGAAGAUAACAAAAUCAAUCGUAAGCUGCUAGUCAGCAUGCUUGGGAAGUUCGGGUAUAAAAACGUUCUCGAGGCACAUGAUGGAACGGAAGCAGUCCGACAAAUGGCACAUUCCCUGCUUCACCCCGACGAUUCAACAAAUGGUCCCGUGGAUGUCAUCCUCAUGGACCUCUGGAUGCCGUUAAUGGAUGGAUACGAAGCCACGGAGAGAAUCCUCUCGAUGGAUGUCUUUGCAGCGACAGGGCAGAGUCAAUUGCACUCCUCGAACCGCCUGUCACCGCCUACCGUCUUGGCGGUGACUGCCGAUGUCACAGACGGCGCGUUGGAACGUGCUGCCUGGGCGGGCAUGAAAGGAUUCAUGAGCAAGCCAUACAAGUUGAUCGACUUGCAGCGACUGAUCAUCGAGUACUGUUCA